Molecule: messenger RNA, 1333 nt
Organism: Owenia fusiformis
Lineage: Eukaryota; Metazoa; Annelida; Polychaeta; Sabellida; Oweniidae
Source: the annotation of a GenBank genome assembly
UUUCGUAGACUUCAAUAUUCACACAUUUCUCAGUUUUUUGUUGAUAUCUUACGAAAUAGGGUUUAAUACUAUGCAGAACUUUGAAAUUAUAGAUUUCUAUAGACCAAGGGAUAACCAAAAGACACUUUAUGUGACCAAUUUAUCUGGCUUUGCUGAUGAACCUGAUGCUCAAGAUUCCUUAACAACAGUAUUCUCCAAAUUUGGUUUACUUAACAAUGUCCAUGUGUUGACAUCUGAACUAACUGGCGAUGGGGAUGCUAAGCAGUUCUAUGCGUUCAUUAACUUUUACUCGGGGAAGUGUGCAACCCAGGCCAAGAAACAGUUGAAUGGAAAACUAAUGAUGAGAGAUACUCUUAUGAAGGUGAACUUUGCUAGCAAUCGCAAGAAGACUGAUGAGACAACUGGACUAUACAUAACAAAAUGUCAUGAACUUGCCAACCAUUAUCUAGGAUUUAAUGGAUGGUCAGCUGAGAUAAUUUCUAUGAAAGAAUACAAGAAUGAUGACUGUGACACUGAGGGCUCUGCAGAAAGUCUCAAAGAAGAUGCUUCCAUCGAAAGUGUCAGCUACAUCUGUAUUACAAAAAUAGACAUCAGGAAUCAGGAAGUGCAUAGUGAGGGUAUAGGAAUGUGGACAGAAAAAUAUACAAAGACUGAAUUAUCCUCUAAACUUGUGGCACUCUGCAAGGUGAAGAAAAUUGCUUUCCAACGAGCAAUGGAGAAUGCAUUUAGCAAGAUUGUGCUAAUUGUGUUUGGAGAUGGCAGAGUCUUGGUUGAGAUUGACACAACCAAACAGGAUGUGCUGAUGCAGCAAAAUGAAGUGGAGAAAGAGGAACUCCUCAAGAUAAAUGAACUUGAGGACAACCCUAUAGCCGAGACUGAUCAGGAACAAGAUGAGUCACAAUGGGAUGAAUCAGCAUGGCGACAACUGGGUGACGUUCCUGAUGGUUGAAAUAAUAUGUGAGACAAACAAGUUGUAACUUGUAGGGAGUUACUGUUACCAUGUGAAUUUAAGCCAUUCGGACAUUUGCGUUCCAUAGAGGGGGAGAGAGGCUCCAAGAGAAGCCAAGCAAAUAAGAAUAAGAUGGUAAAUUUUGACCAGAUUAUAAGACCAUAGGAGAGGAUUUAUAAUUACUUUGAAAUGUGAAAUAUAACUAAAUAGCUCGAGCAAUGAUAAAUAAAUUCCUGACAGUGUUACAGAUCGUAUGGUCAAUGGUCAUGAUUGUCAUAUGAUGACAUUAUGAUUUCAAAGAGAAAUACGUUUAUAUGUAAUUUCCUAUACAGAACAAAUAUGAUAAAAUAAAAUGAAGACCAAUUAUUGAAGGUUUUGUUGAGG